Molecule: messenger RNA, 2021 nt
Organism: Trichoplusia ni (cabbage looper)
Lineage: Eukaryota; Metazoa; Arthropoda; Insecta; Lepidoptera; Noctuidae
Product: cytochrome P450 CYP12A2-like
Exons: 9
Coding region: 111-1643 (510 amino acids)
Molecular function (GO): iron ion binding; heme binding; monooxygenase activity
Source: RefSeq, a predicted model, not a curated record
GCUAUAUCUAUCUAAAAUUAUCUACAGAUCGUCGAAAACACACAAGGUCAAACAAAUCAGACGCACCGUAGUACAGUUAAUUCAGCUUUCGUCAAUAACACACUAAAAUAAUGAAUGUUUUUCUGUUGAACGCGAUGAAAAAUAAAAGCUUGAGUAAAAGUUAUAAACUUAUGGCUGUUUAUACACAAGGAAGAAAUUACUCAACGCCAAUACAAGAUGCAAAACCUUUUAAUUCAAUACCCGGGCUUUCAUCUUUACCGAUUAUUGGUCCCUUACACCACUUUCUACCAGUCGUAGGUUCAUUUGGGCCAAAAGCGGACCUAUUCAAUGUUGUCGGGACACUUCACAAAAAAUUUGGCCCGGUAGUGAAAAUGAAAGGAAUACUUGCGCGUGCCGAUAUGGUAUUCUUAUUUGAACCAGAAUAUAUUGAUCAGGUUUACAGAGUUCAAGAGGCCAACCCACUUCGCCCUGGCUUCGAGACUUUGGAAUAUUACAGAGAAGUCAUUAAGAAGGAUACACUUGUUGGAGUAUUUGGAUUAACAACUGCGCAGGGAGAAAAGUGGCGCGAUUUUCGUACAAAGGUUAACCCUGCGAUGCUUAAGAUAAAACUGGUGAAAGUGUACGCGCCAGGUCUGGAAGAGAUCGCUUACGACACAGUGGAAAGGUUUAAAAGGAUUAAAGACGACGAGAGUUAUAUGGAGACGAACUUUGUUUCCGAAAUUAACAAAUGGUCGUUAGAAUCCGUGGCGUACGUGGCUUUGGGUUCUCGAAUGGGUUGCCUACAUGAUGACUUAACAGAGGAACAUCCAUCCCGCAAACUGAUGCAGUGUAGUAAAGAUAUCAUCGAGACAGCUUUCAAGUUAGAAUUUCUGCCGAAUCCUUGGAAAUAUAUCUCCACGCCCGCUUACAGGAAGAUUAUAAAAACAUUCGAUACACAAUGGGAAAUCAGUAAGCAGUACAUCGAUAGCACAAGAAAGCGUAUUGACGAAAGAGGAUAUGAUAUUCCAGAAGAGGAAAAAAGUAUUGUUGAAAAAUUGUUAGCCAUUGACGAAAGGGUAGCUAUUUUAAUGGGAAGUGAAAUGUUAAUGGCUGGCAUUGACACGGUGGCAUUCACAGCCACGAACAUGCUGUACAAUCUAGCAACCAAUCCAGAUAAGCAGAAGAAAUUACGAGAAGAAAUCCGUUCAGGGGAAACACACAAGCGUUAUAUGAGGGCUUGCCUAAAAGAAGCUUUGAGGCUUUGGCACGUUGUACCUUCGAACUUAAGGAGAACUGAUAGAGAUCAUGUUGUGGGUGGAUACCACAUACCUGCUGGGAUUGAUGUGAUAGCACCGAAUGAGUACUUAUCAAGAUUGGAGAAGUAUUACCCACAACCUAACGACUAUAUACCCGAGAGAUGGUUGGUUGACAAGGGACACCCGUUGUACUACGGAAACGCACCUGCUAUAGUCACACUACCUUUUGGCUUCGGAAUCAGAAGUUGUAUCGGCAGGAGAAUCGCCGAACUAGAGAUUGAACUCUUUAUAAAGACUAUGAUUAAUACAUUCGAGAUUACCUGGGAAGGACCUCCUAUAAAGGUUGUCAAUAAAUUGACGAACGCUUUUGUUCCACCAUUCAAAUUCAGGUUUAAAAUUGCCAAAUAACUUGUGAUAUUUUGUUAUGUUCCGAGGUAAGAGUUGUCCUUAAUAUUAUUUGAAUGAUAGAUAAAUAACAACAAAAAGCUAAAGCUUCUACUCUCAUUCAUCUGAUAAAAUAUCUAAACCUUUUAAAAAACAUCAGUGAUAUUGUUGUUUUUAUGAAGCCGUAUAUUAUAAGUUUUUUAAGAGAGAAUAUUUUUAGCUACUAUAUUAUUGAAAGUAAAGUACAAAGCGAGUGAAAUUAUUGUAAAUAAUACCUACUUAAUUUAUAUUUUUGUAUUCAUAAAUAUAAAACUUUAGAAUCUAAGCGAUAUUUACCCAACGCCUUUAUUAUAAUGGAAUUAAAAUCGAUAUACCAACCAAAAAAUAAAUGUUUUACACUUA